This is a messenger RNA of Juglans regia (Persian walnut), 2463 nucleotides long. Its product is annotated as protein FAR-RED IMPAIRED RESPONSE 1-like. Gene Ontology annotation, molecular function: zinc ion binding. Lineage: Eukaryota; Viridiplantae; Streptophyta; Magnoliopsida; Fagales; Juglandaceae. Gene Ontology annotation, biological process: regulation of DNA-templated transcription. The record is from RefSeq and is a predicted model, not a curated record. The transcript is spliced from 2 exons. Bases 20 to 2209 code for a protein of 729 amino acids.
UUAUCAACCAAAACCUGGUAUGGAGUUUGCCACUGAUAAAGAUCUUAUGACCUAUUACAAGCGAUAUGCCAAGCAACAAGGUUUUGGUGUUAUAACACAAAGGACGAAGAGAGAGACAGAUGGGAGUGCCAAGUAUCUGACAAUUGGGUGUGCACGGGGCGGCAAGUAUCAUCCUAGCCACAAUAAUAUCUCGAGGCCAAGGCCAACAACUAAAACCGAUUGUAAGGCGAGGAUAAAUGCUCAUUUGGUGAAGGGUGUAUGGGUGGUGACCACUGUUGAGAUUGCCCAUAAUCAUAGUACCGUCAGCCCACAGAAGUCUAGGUUUUUCAGAUCGCACAAAUGUUUGGAUGAAUACAGUCAAAGGAUGUUGGAUUUGAAUGAUAGAGCAGGUAUUAGAAUGAAUAAGAAUUUUGGAGCACUUGUUGUUGAUGCGGGGGGGUUUGAGAAUCUUGAUUUCCAAGAGAAAGACUGUCGGAAUUUUAUUGACAAAGCCAGACAGUUAAGGUUGGGUAAAUGGGGUGGUGAUGCACUUACUGACUAUUUUAAGAGGAUGAGGUUGAUCAAUGAUGGCUUUGUUUCUGUUGUGGAUGUGGAUGAAGACUUGAGAAUCAGAAAUGUAUUCUGGGCUGACGCACGAAGUCGAGCAGCAUACGAGUAUUUCGGAGAUGUUAUCACAUUUGAUACGACAUACCUAACAAAUAGAUACGGUAUGCCUUUUGCUCCUUUUGUUGGGGUUAACCAUCAUGGGCAGUCUAUAUUGUUAGGGGCUGGUUUGCUUUCAAACGAGGACACAGCUACUUUUGUAUGGUUGUUUCGCGCAUGGUUGCAGUGCAUGGAUAAUCGAGCUCCAAAAGCAAUCAUAACAGACCAAGAUCGAGCAAUGAAGUCUGUUAUUGCAUUGGUAUUCCCAGACACUCGCCAUAGAUAUUGUCUAUGGCAUAUACUGCGGAAACUUCCCGAGAAAUUAGGAUCCCACUCCCAAUUCAAUAACGGGUUGAAGACUUCCAUUCUUAGUUCCCUAUAUGAUUCACAGACAUGUGCAGAAUUUGAGGAGAAGUGGGGGCAACUAAUUCAAAAGUAUGACCUUGGUGAUAAUGCAUGGUUGCAAGGGUUGUACAAUGAGAGGUCGUUCUGGGUACCAACUUACUUGAAGGGUGUAUUUUGGGCUGGCAUGAGCACUACACAACGGUCUGAAAGCAUGAAUGCUUUCUUCGAUGGAUUUGUACAUUCUGGUAUUACAUUGAAAGAAUUCGUAGAUCAAUUUGACAAUGCUCUGAGAAAGAAGGUGGAGGUUGAGACUACAGUUGAUUUCAUGUCCUGCAACCAAACCAUCCCAUGUGUAUCCCCAUUCCACAUUGAAAAGCAAUUUCAAGCGUUAUAUACAAACACGAAAUAUAAAGAAGUUCAGAAAGAGUUAUUGGGGAUGAUGGGUUGUAAUUGUCUAUUUGUCAGCAAUGAAGGUUGCAUUUCCACAUUCAAUGUUUUGGAUGAAAUUACCAUUGAGGAUGACCAUGUCAAAACCGUCAACUACUCAGUUUAUUAUAACGAGGAGGAGUGUGAACUGAAAUGCACGUGUGCAUUAUUUGAGAUGAGGGGAAUCCUUUGUAGGCAUGCAUUGAAAGUUUGUCAGAUGAAGAAGAUGCAUGUGGUACCAGAGAAAUACGUCUUGGAUCGAUGGCGGAAGGACUUGAAGAGGAGAUACACACUGGUCAAAAGUAGCUACGAUGACAUGCGGCAAAAUGCAGACGCACGAAGGUAUGAGCUUGUGGUGAAAAGAUGUCUAAAAUUAGCAACCCGUGUAUCCCAGCGUGAUGACCAUGUCAAUGCAUUCAUGUGUCAUUUGGAUGAGUUUGAGAAUAACUUUAAAGGAUUACCUCUUGAGUCUGGUUCAAGCAAGGUCAAAGAAAACGUGGUCGAGGACAAGGGUAAAAAAAUAUUAAGCACACACGUUGUCCGAGGAAAAGGGAGGCCUCCAUCGAAAAGGAAGGUUCCGCCUGUGGAGAAAGCUGCGACCAAAAGAAGAAACAAACAGACUUGCAGAAAAAUAUUUGAUGAUGAUUCACAACAUGGUGAGGUUUCGGAAGCUCAACCUGGUGCUAAAGUGGAUCAACUUGGUUCUAAUGUUGAUGAUUUUAUUGUUGAAACACAAUGUAGUACUGUCACACAACCAACACCGUUGGGCAAUGAGGAGGUCGCGGUUGUGCCUUAGUAAUUUGUUGUAUCUUUGUUGUUGUGAUGAAAUAUUGUGGAGAGAAUGAGUUUGCGAAGUUGUAGUGAUGAAAUAUGUAGUGAGAUAGUCAUGUGUAUUUUGGGUGUAGUGAUGAAAUAUGCUGGGUAUGGGUGAUGAUUUGUAAAGAAUGUUUUGUAAAAAAAUAUCCAGGUAAAGAAUGGCUUGUAAAGAAUGUCAAUGGGUUUGUAAAGAAUGUUUUUCGUACAUAUUUGUUCUACUUUAUGAAAAUCUGG